CUCUAAAUUCUGUGCAGCUGCUCGUAGCCUUUCUGCUGAAGGAUAUUUGUGGUUUUCAUUUGCUAACAUGUGUGGAAAUGAGAACAAAUGGCACGACGGUUAAGAUUGCAUUUUGCUACCCAAAGAAGCAGCACAGACCCAUCAAUGGAAGUCUCUGAAGAUGUUUUGGAUGGUAACAGUCGUAUGUACUUCAAAAAACUGCAGAAUUCUGCACCUAAUGUUACACAAAGGAAACUGACUCCUAGACAAGUUGCAUAUGCACCUGUAAUGCAGCAAGUAAUUAAUCAAGAGGAAAAUGCAACUACUUCUCCACUGCAAAUGAAAAAGAGCACCUCACUGCAUAUUUCCCUACAGACUAGAAAAUCUGGUGAAUGUUAUCAGUCUGGUGAGGAUGUGGCUACAGGUGAAGACUCUUCAUUCAUUGGUAUUGGUAAUGAAGAAAAUGGCAGUGCUGAAAUGAUUGUUGAUCAUCGAUCUAAUGAUAGCCUUCUGAGCAAUACUGCCCUGUGCAAUGGCAGUCUUAGCAGUAUUGCAGCCAGUGACAGUGGAUCAUUCAGCAGUGCUGGCAGUGACUAUGGAUCAUGUGCAAGUACCACAAGUGAUGGGGGUUCGUAUAGUAACAGUGUCAUCAGUGACAGUGGUAGCGGCACUCUUUUGACAAGUGAUGGUAUGUUAUGUAGUAAUGUUAUACAUGAUGAUUCUUCAUAUAGAAGCAUUGGAAACAAAUGUAAUUCCUAUAGGAACAACUCAUGUCAGGAAGUUCUGUGUAAAAGUAAUACUACUUUUGACCAAGAUGCUUUGUCAGUGAGGAAGAAAACUAAAAUUCCACUGCGACGUUGUUCAUCACUGGUUAUUUUCCCUAGGAGUCCUUCCAGUACUCCUCCAGCUUCCCCAGUAAGCUCAGGUCAGCUAUUACAUAGAAGUGCCUAUCAGACAUCCCAUAAACUAAUUAUUUCUCCUGGUGAGCUGGCACAAAAAGAAGAUCAAACCAUUUCCAAGGGAUUCCUUUCAACAGCAGUCAAUGGACUUCGACUGUCUAAAACGGUUUGCCCUUCUGGCGAAGUCAGAGACAUUCGACCACUUUACUUGAACAGAUCGUUACAGGACAAAAGCCAAAUUUUGAGUAGUCCUGAACAGGCAGUUUGUGAAGAUGUAUGUGAUGGCUUCUCACGUGUUUCAGUUCAUCUCACUCCAAGAGCAUUAGCGUCAAGCAGUGAAAUGGUUAAUGGCUGUUGCAGUCCGGAGUUAAAUCUGAACUCCAGCGCAAAAUGCCCGCAUUUAAAACUGGCACGUAGCACAUCGGCAUGUUUACCCUCAAAACCAGAUUCAGAAUAUCGCAUUGGUAGAAAUGAACUGGAAAGACCAAAUGCACAGAUGAGCAAAACCCACCAUGUUUUGCAAAGGAGUGUUUCAUUGGAAGGAUCACAUCAAAAAGUUUCUUGCUGUUUAUCCAGCCUUAAGUACAGGUGUCAUAGUGCAAGGACAUCUCAGUUGCACAUACAGUUCAAACCUGGGAAUGAAGGAAAAACAACCAGUGUUAAGAAAAGAUAUGGAAGCUCUAAAAGGGAAAUGUCUAGCACUUCUUGCUGGAGGCCCCAUAAGACUGAAAAUCCAAGUAUGGAGAGACCAUAUACAUUUAAGGAUUUUGUUCUUCAUCCAAGAAGCCAUAAAUCAAGAGUUAAAGGCCACCUUAGGUUAAAAAUGACCUAUUUACCUAAAAGCAAUGGGUCUGAAGAAGAAACCACAGAACAGGCUGAAGAAUUAGAGCCGGGGUGGAUUAUACUGGACCAACCAGAUGCUGCUAGCCAACCACAACAGCAACAGGAGGAAUCUCCUCCGCUGCCUUCAGGCUGGGAAGAAAGGCAAGACAUCCUUGGCAGGACCUACUACGUCAAUCAUGAAUUCAGAAGAACACAGUGGAAAAGACCAACUGCUCAGGACAAUGUAGCCGUUGCAGAUAUUGGUAGUGUGCAGCUGGAGGCCCAGCACGUGUUCACUCAUCGGCGACAAAUAUCAGAGGAUACAGAAAAUCUAGACAACAGAGAUUCCCCUGAGAGCUGGGAAAUUAUAACUGAAGAUGAGGCAACAAUGUAUAGCAAUCAGAACCUUCAAAUACCUCUUUCACAGAGUAAUUGUGAUAUACAAACUCACCUUGCAGAAGAAUUGAAUACCAGACUUACUACCUCUGGAAGUUCAGCUACUGGCCAGUCAGCAGCCUACACUAACCAUUCCAGCAGAAGAGGUAGUCUGCAAACAUACAGAGCUGAAGAGCAGCCUGCACAUCCAGUGUUGUUGCCUACUUCAUCGGGAUUACCCCCAGGCUGGGAAGAACGACAAGAUGAAAAAGGGAGGUCAUAUUAUAUAGAUCACAAUUCUAGAACCACUACCUGGAUAAAGCCAGUUGUACAGAUUGCUACAGAAACAGGUCAGUUGUCUGCUGCACAAAGUAUUUCUACAGGAAGACAACCACAAGCAACGUCAAGUGAUUCAUCACAACAGUCUUCUCAGCAGCAGCUUGAAGUGGAGCAAGGAUUUCUCCCUAAAGGCUGGGAAGUCCGGCAUGCACCUAAUGGGAGACCAUUCUUUAUUGACCACAAUACCAAAACUACAACAUGGGAAGAUCCAAGACUGAAAGUUUCUGCUCAUCCAAGGAGAAAGACUUCACUAGAUCCAGCAGACCCAGGCCCAUUACCACCAGGGUGGGAAGAGAGAACUCAUACAGAUGGAAGAAUAUUUUUCAUAAACCACAGUAUGUACAACAUAGCAUUCUCCUUCCAGUCAUCAUUUGAUUUCUGGAUAUUAUCUAAAUUAAUAGAACUAAUUAAGAAAUGUCUUGCAGAUACAAAGAAAACACAGUGGGAAGAUCCUCGACUGCAGAAUGUGGCAAUAACCGGACCAGCUGUGCCUUAUUCCAGGGACUAUAAGCGGAAAUACGAGUUCUUCAGAAAGAAAUUGAAGAAACAGAGUGAUAUUCCAAAUAGAUUUGAAAUGAAAAUUCACCGCACAGCAAUCCUUGAAGAUUCUUACAGAAGAAUUGUAGCUGUAAAGAGGGCAGAUUUCCUUAAAGCAAGACUGUGGAUUGAAUUUGAUGGUGAAAAAGGUCUUGACUAUGGAGGAGUGGCCAGGGAAUGGUUCUUUCUUCUCUCUAAAGAAAUGUUUAAUCCUUAUUAUGGAUUGUUUGAAUAUUCAGCUACAGAUAACUAUACUCUACAGAUCAAUCCAAACUCUGGACUUUGCAAUGAAGAUCACCUCUCUUACUUCAAGUUUAUUGGUCGUGUAGCUGGAAUGGCUGUUUACCAUGGCAAACUUUUGGAUGCCUUUUUCAUUCGUCCUUUUUACAAGAUGAUGCUCCAGAAACCAAUUACGCUUCAUGAUAUGGAGUCUGUGGAUAGCGAAUAUUACAAUUCUCUGAGGUGGAUUCUGGAAAAUGAUCCAACAGAACUGGACCUGAGAUUUGUAGUUGAUGAAGAACUUUUUGGUCAGACCCAUCAACAUGAACUGAAGAGUGGUGGAUCAGAAAUAGUUGUCACCAACAAGAACAAGAGAGACUACAUUCAUCUUGUAAUUCAGUGGAGAUUUGUGAGCAGAGUACAGAAGCAAAUGGCAGCCUUUAAAGAGGGUUUUUUUGAACUAAUUCCGCAGGAUCUCAUUAAAAUUUUUGAUGAAAAUGAGCUAGAGUUACUAAUGUGUGGACUGGGAGAUGUGGAUGUGGCUGAUUGGAAACUACAUACAAAAUACAAAAAUGGAUACAACAUAAACCAUCAAGUAAUACAGUGGUUCUGGAAGGCAGUCGUAAUGAUGGACUCUGAAAAAAGAAUCCGAUUGCUUCAGUUUGUUACUGGCACAUCACGUGUACCUAUGAAUGGGUUUGCUGAGCUGUAUGGUUCAAAUGGGCCACAGUUGUUUACAGUUGAGCAGUGGGGUACCCCUGAAAAACUGCCAAGAGCUCAUACCUGCUUUAAUCGCUUGGAUUUGCCUCCAUACGAGUCGUUUGAAGAUCUGUGGGAUAAACUUCUCCUAGCGAUUGAAAAUACUCAGGGUUUUGAUGGGGUCGAUUAAGAUACAGGCGUAACUCCUAAUGGUCCAGUGCUGCAACUUCAUUUCAAGGGUUUACAAACAAAUCUGAAUUUUCCAGGGACUACCAUUGUUUUUAGUCACAUGGCUAUUGAAUUGUCAGAGUAUCAGUUGUAAAAUAAGUAUUAAAAGAUUUACUAACUUUUUAAAAUGUAUUUUGCUGUUUCCCCAGUUUUGUGUACUUUGCUAAUAACUACAGCAUAGACAUUGGGUGGGCCAGUGCCAAGGAAGUGAAAAACUAAAACGUUUUGAAGCUGUUGCUGCUUCUACAGUAUUUGACAGACUGCUCUGCAGUAAACUACUGAAGUAAAACUGUGAAGAAAGCUUUGCAGGGGGUAUAAAUUUGACUUGCUGCUUGAAGAGGAACAACCGAAAUCAUUAAACUGUUUUUAACAAAGCAAAACCAAAACCUAAGCCAAUAAACUUCAUGUAAUGCAAUGUCAUAAUCUGUGCUGCUCCAAGCUGUUUGCUGCCCGUGUGCCCUAAGCACUUUGCAGUUCAGCAUAUUAGGUGAAACGUGGAAAAGUGGCUUUUUUGCCUCAUCAGCCAUCAUUUUGUAGAACAUCAGCUUGCUGACAUGUUUUAUUUGUUAGAUUUGUUUCUAACUUGCUUUUGUUAAAACAGUGUAAA
This is a messenger RNA of Dryobates pubescens (Downy woodpecker), 4704 nucleotides long. RefSeq names its product NEDD4 E3 ubiquitin protein ligase (gene NEDD4). NCBI's taxonomy places the organism in Eukaryota, Metazoa, Chordata, Aves, Piciformes, Picidae. The transcript has 23 exons. The record is from RefSeq and is a predicted model, not a curated record. Gene Ontology annotation, molecular function: protein binding; ubiquitin protein ligase activity; sodium channel inhibitor activity. The coding region runs from base 88 to 4059 and encodes 1323 amino acids. Gene Ontology annotation, biological process: ubiquitin-dependent protein catabolic process; receptor internalization; regulation of dendrite morphogenesis.